CCUUCACCGCCCGACUCUCUGUGGGUUGCCCGGCUUGCCACCGUUAUGGCUCCGCUGCGCUUUGCCGCCAACUUGAACUGGCUCUUCCAGGAGCAGCCGACGCUGCCGCAGCGCAUGGAGGCGGCUGCCCGCGCCGGAUUCCGAGCGGUCGAGCUGGGCUUCCCCUACUCCUGCGGCGCUCCAGAGCUGCGGGCGGCGGCGGAACGGACCGGGCUGGAAGUGGUCCUGCUCAAUACCCCGCCAGGAAACCAAGACAAAGGUGACAAAGGCUUAGGUGCAGUACCUGGCCGCCAACCUGAAUUCCGGGAGACCUUGGAUUUGGCUGUGAAGUAUGCCAAGGCCCUGAAAUGUCCAAGGAUUCACCUUAUGGCUGGGCGGCUUCCUGUGGGUGCUGAAAGGAAGGCAGUGGCUGCUGAGAUGGAAGCUACUUUCAUUGAGAACCUCAGAUAUGCAGCUGACAUCUUGGCUCAGGAAAAUCUGGUUGGAUUGCUAGAGCCAAUAAAUAGCCGGAUUAGUGAUCCCCACUACUUUUUGACCACCCCACAGCAAGCUGCAACCAUUUUGAAGAAGGUGGGAAGCCCUAGCCUGAAGCUGCAGCUGGAUAUUUUCCAUUGCCAAAUCAUGGAUGGUAACCUGACUCAGAACUUGGAGACAUACUUCCCAAUCAUUGGACACGUUCAGAUUGCCCAGGUACCAGCUCGGCAUGAGCCUGACAGUCCCGGAGAACUGAACUACCUGUACCUGUUUGAUCUGCUGGAGUCUAUGGGUUACAGUGGCUAUGUAGGAUGCGAGUAUACACCAGAAGGAAACACAGUGAAGGGGCUGGGCUGGCUGUACUCCUACUGGGAGAACCAUGGGAGAAGUCUGGCAGAAGCUGCACAAUAGCAGAAAAUGGGAAUAAGGCGCACAGGAGAUGGAUUGAACUACGCUGCCCAGCACAAUAUGCCAACAGAGAACAAAGGUCAGGUUAGACACCUUUUUAUAUGAGCACAACAGCUAAAAUAUCCCCUUGUUAUGUCUCUCCCUGGGCACAUGCCUUUAGCCGGAUGCUGUCUCCUAAUAAAGUGACAACUGUG
Molecule: messenger RNA, 1076 nt
Organism: Varanus komodoensis (Komodo dragon)
Lineage: Eukaryota; Metazoa; Chordata; Lepidosauria; Squamata; Varanidae
Gene: HYI
Product: hydroxypyruvate isomerase (putative)
Exons: 8
Coding region: 46-885 (279 amino acids)
Biological process (GO): glyoxylate metabolic process
Molecular function (GO): hydroxypyruvate isomerase activity
Source: RefSeq, a predicted model, not a curated record